AUGAAAUUCCUUCUAGUCGUAUUAUACCUCAUUCCUAUGGCAUUUGCCCAAUCUCCUUGCACGGACGCAAGAUCAGCUGGAGAUAGCUCAUGUAAUCAAUCUGGUUCACAGCGGUUCUAUUUUGAUAAAAAGUCUAGUAGAUGCCAGCCUUUCUAUUUUAAAGGAUGCAACGGCUCUUUAAACAACUUCGCAUCGAGAGCAGAAUGUGAACAAACGUGCAGUGGGAAUCAACAGCAUGAUGUUGCAGCUUCAAGCCCUGGAAGCAGUGGAACAUCUGGUGUUUGUGCUUCUGGAGCUUAUGCUGCUGGAGCUACUCUCGAUACCCCUACCUCAUGUUCAUCUUGCCCACAAGGGUACGCAUGUGAAAAUAAUUUGUGUUGCCCCCAGAAAGCUUAUCUCUGUGGCUUGAAUUAUGAUGCUGGACGUUUCUCAUCCGUAGGAAAACACACUCCCAGGUCAGAUGAUGAACCAGGCCAUCCAGGAUCGAGAUAUUUCUUCAACAAGGACUACGGCAGCUGUAUGCUAUUUACUUUCUACGGUAAAGCAGGAAACCCCAACAACUUCGCCACCUACAACGAGUGCAUGAACUUCUGUUCAGAUAAAAAUUGA
Molecule: messenger RNA, 609 nt
Organism: Auanema sp. JU1783
Lineage: Eukaryota; Metazoa; Nematoda; Chromadorea; Rhabditida; Rhabditidae
Source: the annotation of a GenBank genome assembly